ACGUUGACCGCGCUCGCACUCCCGAGUGUGUCAUAACAGCCGCAUUAGCGUACUGUUAGCUUCCGCUUUUGUAUCAAACGUUUUGGGGGAGUGACUGCUGGUUCGCGUGUCCCGCGGCUUUGCAUCCUGCUCAAAGUGCAACGGCGUCUGUGCUGUGGCGUGCGCGUUUUUGGUGUCUCCGAAGCGUUUUCCUCCGUUCAAGCAUGAAGCGAGGCAGGAAGGCAGAAGAGGCCACGGCGGAAGGGGACAAUGACGCCACGGCGGAAAGUACUCCGAAGAAAGAAAAGAAAACUAAGGAACCCGAAGCUCCCGUUUUGUACGAAGACCCGCCGGACAAAACCACCAGCAAAGAUGGACGCGACGCCAACAUGAAGAUCACCUCCUGGAACGUGGACGGACUGAGAGCUUGGGUGAAGAAGAACGGCCUGGAUUGGCUGCGUGAAGAGAGUCCAGACGUCCUGUGCCUGCAGGAGACGAAGUGCGCGGAGAAAAACCUGCCCGCCGAAAUCACGUCCAUGCCCGAGUACCCGCACAAGUACUGGUGCACGGCGGACGACAAGGGCUACAGCGGCGUGGCCAUGCUCUGCAAAACGGAGCCCGUCAAAGUCACGUACGGCAUCGGUAAAGAGGAACACGACAAAGAAGGCCGUGUCAUCACCGCGGAGUUCCCCACCUUCUACCUGGUGACGGCCUACGUGCCCAACGCCGGCAAAGGCCUGGUGCGCUUGGAUUACCGCAAGACCUGGGACGAGGAUUUCCGCAACUACCUGAGCGAGCUGGACGUGCAGAAGCCCCUGGUGCUGUGCGGCGACCUCAACGUCGCCCACCGGGAGAUCGACCUGAAGAACCCCAAGGGCAACAAGAAAAACGCCGGCUUCACCCCGGAGGAGCGCGAGGGCUUCGAUAAGUUGCUGGAGGCCGGUUUCGUCGACAGCUUCCGCGAGCUCUACCCCGACACGGCCAACGCCUACACCUUCUGGACCUACAUGAUGAAUUCCAGGUCAAAGAACGUGGGAUGGCGCCUGGAUUAUUUCGUGCUGUCGUCCUCCCUGGUGCCCGGCCUGUGCGACAGCAAGAUCCGCAACAAAGCCAUGGGGAGCGACCACUGCCCCAUCACGCUGCACGUUGCUGUGUAGCCUCGACGCGCGUUCGCUACUAUCUUAGGUGCUAAGUAUAGAAAUGCCAUUUGGGCCUUUUUCUGUUUUGUCAGCUAAAUCCAGGAAAUCCAAACUCAAUUCCUCUUUGCUUUUGCCGACAAAAGCUGCAACACUAUCUUUUUCUCACAAGUAAGCUCAAGAUUAAGACCGUCGUGGACCCUUCAAAAGUUGUCUUCCCGUCACAAAAUGUU
This is a messenger RNA of Syngnathoides biaculeatus (alligator pipefish), 1348 nucleotides long. RefSeq names its product APEX nuclease (multifunctional DNA repair enzyme) 1 (gene apex1). Gene Ontology annotation, molecular function: endonuclease activity; double-stranded DNA 3'-5' DNA exonuclease activity; phosphoric diester hydrolase activity. Lineage: Eukaryota; Metazoa; Chordata; Actinopteri; Syngnathiformes; Syngnathidae. Gene Ontology annotation, cellular component: nucleus. Gene Ontology annotation, biological process: base-excision repair. The transcript is spliced from 5 exons. The record is from RefSeq and is a predicted model, not a curated record. The coding region runs from base 204 to 1136 and encodes 310 amino acids.